Molecule: messenger RNA, 5484 nt
Organism: Closterium sp. NIES-67
Lineage: Eukaryota; Viridiplantae; Streptophyta; Zygnematophyceae; Desmidiales; Closteriaceae
Source: the annotation of a GenBank genome assembly
UUUGUGUGUGGUGUGUUCUGGAGUUUGGGAAUGUGUUUUGUGUUAUUCUGUCUGAGCAGGUAUUUGUGAUGAUAGAUCUUGAGAAGAUCUUUCCGACGCAACGAGAAUCGCUUCAAUCGGAGCAAGAACGCGAAAGCUAUGAAGAUUCAAAGUUCAUGAGCUUGCGUUACAAUUGCGGCGGUUACAAAGUGAAGUUGUGGGGUGACUUUAUAUGGAGUUGGGACCUUUGGGGUUGGGGAAACUUGUCACUCUACUGUAACAGCUGCAAAUAGGUUGGGAACAACCAAGCUAGGUUGGCAAGGGUGGCCAACUUGGAUGGAUUGGUUGGGAAGGGACAAAGGUCAAAGUUGAGGUUCCUAUAGGGAGGGAAUCUUUGUGCUUAUGGGGUUUCCUUGGUUGGGGACUCUCUUGGGACCUUCCCUCUCAUCCUCUCUUCUAUCCCAACCUUUCUCUUGCUCCUCUAAUUCCUUGUGAGAUUCUUGAACUUUGAUUGAACUUUUGAGAUUGAGUUAAGUUCUCCUCCUACAGCUUACCCCCUAAUGCGUCGAAAGCCAUAGCGUCGCGAAUACUUCAUCAAUCAACAUGAUUCAAAUUGGGAACGGUAGCUGAGAUUAAGAGCUACAACAUAUCCAAGUUUCGCGACAUUCCAACGGCUAGUUUUCUGUCGACGUCGUUUCUUGUGAAGACGACUUUUCUGUCCAGAAUUUCGGAUUUAUAUUUUUUGAGUAAUUCUAGCUCCUAAGUUCACCUAGACUCCGUCCUUAAUCCAAACAAGUGGUAUCAGAGCCAUAUUAAGGACAUUGAGAGGAGUCUACAGAAGUUUGAAGACCCUUCUAGACCCACCAUGGCCUGUGGGUGUGCCUAAGUGGUGUUCUAAAGGUUGGAUGUGUCUUCCGCUAAGGGGAAACUCUGCCGAAAUUUCGUGGACGCCGACACUUGUGAAAAUAUCGAGGGAGCUGAGUGUGGACAGCAAAGGGGAGCUGAAAUUCGUCAUUUCUCAAGGAGAAGAUGAAUGAGAGAGGAGGAGAUGCUAAUGGAAGAGGAGCUGUAGCUGAGAAGGCAAGUGAGCCGCCGCCAUCAAAAGUUGAAGCUUUGGAUGGCUCCAACUAUGAGGAAUGGAGCGGGCGGAUGAGGAGUGCCUUCAAACGCUACAAGCUACUGAAGAUUGCUGUUGGGGAAGAGAAGAUGCCGGAAGAAGGCGAAGCACGCGAACGGUGGAUUGAGAAAAGCGCGGUGCUUUUCGACCUCAUCCUUCAAUCGGUCAACAAGGAGAUGUUCGAGCACAUCAAGGAUCUUGUGGAAGCGGAUGAUUCGGGUCCAAGGGCGUGGAAACUACUACGUGAUGUGAUUCAGCCCAACACUCUCCCAAUGGUGAUCGUGCUCGAGAAGGAACUUGCUGCCAUCUCCAUGCGACCAGGGGAUGAUGUGAAGCCGGUCCUUGACAAGAUCAAGGACACCUAUGCAUGGAUGGCAGCAGCGGGCAGCAGUGUAUCUCAGCUGCAGCAGUGCACCAAGAUCAUCUCGGUGUUGGACAACUCUUGGGACAACCUCAUCCCCACCCUCAACUCUCAGCAAGAUCAAUGGACACCUGAGUGGCUAAGGCAGCAGAUUCUGCAGGAGGACUUCCGCAGACGCCAUGUGGGAGGCGGUGCUGCCACUAAGACUGCUGAGGGCCGCCAAGUGGUGAACGCGCACAAGGUGGCGCUGUGCAAGGCUCAGGUGCACAAGGUGAAGGUGCACAAGAAGAGCAAGGCCGAAGUGACCUUUGGACCAACCAGCUGCCGUGCUAAGCUUGGGAAGAAGGUGCUGUGGAGUCUGGAAGAGGAGACCAGCUGCAUCAAGGACCUGUGGCAGCUGCCCAUCAUCCCUUGGAAUGGGAAGACUCCAACAGCAGCAACGGCAGCAGCGGCAAAGGCAACAGCAGGAGGAGAUGCAACUGCACCAACUGAUGGGGUCCUGGAAGCAGUCAAGAAAGUGCAGCAGCAGCAGACACAUGGUGAGGUGCUUGCUGGUGUGGAUGCGAGUGCGGCAUGGGCUAAGGCUUCAUCAAGGAGUGGAGAGGCCGAUUGGGAGACAUGGCAUGAGAGGCUGUGUCAUGUGAACUUCCCUAUGCUGCAGAAGUUGGUGAAGGAUGGGAGCCUGAAGGGCUUGGAGGUGAAAGGGGGAGUGAAGGAGAUUGGGAGCUGCCCUACAUGCUUGGAGACCAAGUUCUCCAAGUUCCCCUUCAACAGCACUACAGGACCAGCCAAGACCCCACUUGCACUUGUGCACAUGGAUGUGGUGGGGCCCACAAGAGCCCCUUCCCUCUCAGGCAGCCGCUAUUUCUUGACAAUUGUGGAUGACCACACUCGGGCAGUGUGGGUUUACCCUUUGAAGAGCAAGGGGGAGGUGGCAGCGGCUGUCCUUAAGGAGUGGAUGCCUAGAGCUCAGAGGGAAUGCGGAUACAAGGUGAAGGUGAUCCGCAGUGACAAUGGUGGGGAGUUCAUUGGAGCUGAUUUUGAGGGGGAGUUGAAGAGGAAGGGGAUCCAGCAUCAACUGACAGUGCCCUACAACCCGCAGCAGAAUGGCGUGGCUGAGAGGUUCAACAGGACCCUGCAGGAGGGGGCACGCACUCUCCUUGGGCGUGCAGGGCUGCCUGAUCCGUUUUGGGUGUCUGCACUGAGGCAGGUCGCCCUUGUGAAGAACAGGGUGCUGGCUACAGUUGGAGAUAAGGAGUGGAUCCCAUAUGUCAAGUGGUAUGGGAGUGCUCCAACUGUGAACAUGCUGAGGGCAUUUGGGUGCAUGGUGGUGUUUCAUGUGCCUAAGGAGAAAAGGGGGAAGUUGGAGGCUUCUGGAAGAUGGGGUGUGCACUUGGGGAUUGCAAAGGAUCACAAGGGGUGGCUGCUAUGGGACUUGACCACCCAGAAGUUGACAGUGUCAAGGGAUGUGAAGUUUCUUGAGUCCCUAUACUACAAGGAAUGGAAGCAGCAGCAACAGAAGCUUCCAUCUACACCGCUCAUUGUGGAGGCAGAUGAGGUGCAGCAGCCUUCAAGACAGGUGGAGGUUGCAGUGUCAGAGGAGGAGAUGUCUGGGGUGACUGAGGAAGGGGGAGCAGCUGAAGUAGAGCAGCAGCAGCAGCAGCAGCAUGAGUCUCCACCUCGAGUUCCACACCCGCCUGAGCGUCCUAGGAGGGAUGUGCGCCCUCCAGUGAGGCUGACCUAUGGGGGAAGAGGCAAGCCGAAUGUGGUGCAGGCUGGGAGUGUGGUUGAGCAGAUUGAGGAAGAUGAGAUCGCUCACUGCUACUGGGCACCAAUCCCUGAGCCCAAGACUCGAGAGGAGGCUUUGAAUGGACCAAAUGGGGAGAAGUGGAAGGCGAGUGAGGAUGAGGAGUUUGGGUCCCUGAUUGAGAACGAGACAUGGGACCUGUGUGACUUGCCUCCUGGGAAGAAGGCAAUCACUUCCAAGAUGAUCUACAGGCACAAGUAUGGACCUGAAGGGGAGCUGACCCGCUACAAGUCUAGGCUUGUGGCACGGGGGUUUCAGCAGACAAAGGGGAAGGACUAUGAUGAGGUGUUUGCUCCUGUGGGGAAAGGAACAACACUGAGGGUGCUGUUGGCGAUAGCUGCACUCCUGGGAUGGAAGAUACGGCAGAUGGACAUUGUGACUGCCUUUCUGAAUGGGAUCAUUCUGGAGGAGGUGUACAUGAAGCAGCCAGAGGGGCUGGAUGAUGGGAGCGGCAGGGUCUGCAGGCUGAAGAAGGCCAUCUAUGGCCUUAAGCAGGCGCCUCGUGCAUGGUAUCACAAGUUGGAGGAGGCGCUGCUGGCUGGGGGUUUCAAGAAGAGUGAGUGUGACCCCAGCCUGUUCCUGCUGCAGGAGAAGGAUGAAAUCCUCAUGCUCUUGGUGUAUGUGGAUGAUAUCCUUCUCUUCUCUGCAUCAACUGCUUUGCUGGACAGCGCAGAGCAGAUGCUGGAGAUGCAGUUCAAGUGCUCCAAGAUGGGUGAGGUGAAGUACUACUUGGGGAUGCAUGUGGAGAGAGAUGUGGAGAAGGGUGUGCUGAGGUUGCACCAGAGGAAGUACUGUGAGGGGCUGGCUGAGAAGUAUGGGCUGCAAGAUGGGGGAAAGCCAGCAACACCACUACCUUCAGGGUUUACUGUGGAGCCAUGUGCUGAUGAGGAGGUAGUGGGUGAGAGUGACAGGAAGCUGUUUCAUUCGAUGGUUGGGUCGCUGAACUAUGCUGCAAAUCAUACACGGCCUGACAUUGCAUUUGCUACAUCACGGUUGGCUAGUGUGGUCUCACGCCCUAGUCAUGAGCAGCUGGAAGCGGCCAAGAGGUUGGUCCGCUAUGUGAGUGCUACGGCAUCAGUGGGAUUGGAGUACAGUGGAGUGAGGCAGCGGUUGCAGAGAGGUGCUGCAGAUGUGAAGAGUGGAGAGAUGCUCUUGAGUUGCUAUACUGACGCUAGCUUCAACUCAGUGAAAGCGGAUGGCACCAGCAUUGGGGGUUAUGUGUGCUUGCUAGGAGGUGGUGCUGUGAGCUGGCGCAGCAAGAAGCAGAAUGAGGUGGGAUUGUCCUCAUGUGAGACUGAGUACAUGGCCUUACACCAUGGGGCCAAGGAAGUGGUGUGGCUGAGGCGCUUGUUGGAGGAGUUGGGAGUUGGUCAGGAGGAGCCGACAGUUGUGUUCUGUGACAAUGAGUCUGCUGUGAAGCUCGCCAAGAAUGCUUGUCUGCAUGGGCUGACAAAACACAUAAGGCCUAAGUGGCAUUGGGUGAGGAGACUCCUUGAUAAGGAGGUGCGGCUGGAGAUAGUGAAGACCCAUCAGCAGGCAGCAGAUAUUUUCACCAAGCGUCUGGCGGAGGCGGAUCAUUGGAAGGGCAUGAAGCUUGCUGGGAUGAGUGUGCAUUGAGUUUUUUGUGAUGAUAGAUCUUGAGAAGAUCUUUCCGACGCAACGAGAAUCCCUUCAAUCGGAGCAAGAACGCGAAAGCUAUGAAGAUUCAAAGUUCAUGAGCUUGCGUUACAAUUGCGGCGGUUACAAAGUGAAGUUGUGGGGUGACUUUAUAUGGAGUUGGGACCUUUGGGGUUGGGUAAACUUGUCACUCUACUGUAACAGCUGCAAAUAGGUUGGGAACAACCAAGCUAGGUUGGCAAGGGUGGCCAACUUGGAUGGAUUGGUUGGGAAGGGACAAAGGUCAAAGUUGAGGUUCCUAUAGGGAGGGAAUCUUUGUGCUUAUGGGGUUUCCUUGGUUGGGGACUCUCUUGGGACCUUCCCUCUCAUCCCUCUCUUCUAUCCCAACCUUUCUCUUGCUCCUCUAAUUCCUUCGUCGCGAAUACUUCAUCAAUCAACAUGAUUCAAAUUGGGAACGGUAGCUGAGAUUAAGAGCUACAACAUAUCCAAGUUUCGCGACAUUCCAACGGCUAGUUUUCUGUCGACGUCGUUUCUUGUGAAGACGACUUUUCUGUCCAGAAUUUCGGAUUUAUAUUUUUUGAGUAAUUCUAGCUCCUAAGUUCA